AUGUUUCGAAGAUCGCGCGCCCCGUCUACUCCGACGACUCCGGCAUCCCCGAGCACCGGACAGGAGGGCAACGACAAUGAGAUUUCUGACAACUAUGAAGUUGUGCAGACUCCUUCCGGCUCCAAUCCGAAUUCGCUUCCCUCCUCUUCGUCGGAUGCUGGUAGACCUGCUGCGACUCGUCGUGAAUCGAGGAGACGUCAUUCACAGCCGAGUCCUCCAACACCAGGUGUAACUCCUCCCCCACACGUUCGUCAGGCAUCUUCUCGAGACGAUUGGUAUCCUUCCUGGCUCCCGCGACGUCCACCCCCACCUGCACCAGCUUCCACUGUUCCCUCCGAGAGGGGUCACGGUCACUCACCUAUCCCGUUCAUGUCUUCUCCAUCGAAUGCCGGGACGACCCGUGGUGGUCGUCCCAUGGCCAGCGGUGCUCACAGGAUGACACCCAGUUACGACACUGGAUACACGGGAUACACUGGUACUGGUGAGAGCGGCGAGUACGUCGACAUUGGCGAGUAUGAUUUCGAUCCUGCACUCGCAGAGAGCGAGGGCACCGAAGAGCGCGUUGGAAUCGGUCGGCGACAGACUCCGCGCUCUGUGCGUAUCAUCUCAGAAGCAACAGCAGCGGCCGCCGCUUCGCGUAGGCAAUCGGCUUCCAGGCAUUCGCGACGCUUGUCAAGCAGCGGUGUCCAACAGCAGGUUCGAUCACGAAAGGAAGGCCGCGCGGGUCACGUGCAUGGCUCGGGACCGAAACCUUGGUGGCGAGGAACAGUUUCUACGCCGCUGAGUCCGACCGUUGUGUCGCCCUCACCGUUCCCAGGUGCACUGGGACCGAUGACGACGGAUGUACCCCCGCCCUCCGCACCUGCACAUAUGCGUGCAUAUCUCCCGCAUCCGGGUAUGCCGGGCGUGGGUGGGUAUAAUGUAGUUGGAUCUGUACCGCUACGACCGCGGUUCCGCGCUCCGGGACUCGAUCUGGGAUUCUUGAGUAACCCGAGUGCGUUGAACAGGUUACGGUAUAUUUUAUGGCCGAUCUGGGUAUAUGGCCUUGUUGUGCUUCAAUCGUUCCUUGACCUCAAUGCCAUAUAUUGUCUCGUCCAGCUGGCCCUCCACCCGACUCCUGCAUCUCCACCCUCAAGUUCGUCCAAUAACUCUAAUCCAAGCUCAAGCAGGAACUGGGCUUUGGGCGCUGCGGGGUACGGAGUCUGCUGGCUCUUCUGGAUAGUCGGUAUCAUAUUUAUCUAUGAGGUCGUCUAUUGCUGGUGGAGACGCUGGCGCUGCAAACGUCCUCUCAUGAUCCCACUCUACCUGUCUGCUCCGGCGUAUAACAUCGUGUGCAUGACGUCCUUCGUGAACUUUUGCUUUUUUCGAUACAUCCGGUCUUCCGCGCGUCCGAGGCUUCCCGUCCCUCGAUUCCUGAGGCCAUGUGGUUCUUCGACGUCUGGGUCGACUAUUCCGUCCAGGGCGGUCACGCCAAGUGCCAUGUCCGUCGCAACUGAAGCAAGGCCUUCUCAACAGCAGGAGAGGGAGACUUUUAUUAGUCCCACUACGGCGGAAGGAAAGGAGAAUGUGCCUAUGGUCAUUCCUUCGACUACUGCACGUAGUCCGAUUCUCGAGUCGAUGUCUUCAUUGGCUUCGUGGGGUGACUGGUUCGCCGAGACCUGCUACUUCUAUGGACAGAACCUCCCGACUGUUGCGCUACUCCUCCCGCGUGCGGCUUUGUGUGUUGCGAUACUGCUUGCGUUCACCUCUUCCCAGCCGGAGGAUAGGGCUCUGGGAGCUUUAGGCUUGAUGAAGCGUGACCAGACUUUCUUCCGUCCAGAUGGUUCGCUUUCGGGAUAUGCGAGAGGUGUGCUCCUGGCGAAUGUUGCGUGGGCGGCCUGGCGGGUUGUGAUUCUGUUGAUCAGCUGGGUUGGCUUGUGGUUGAUGAGCGGCCAAUUGUGUGCUGGUGUGUGUGGACCGCGAUUUCGAUGGGAAGAACCGGAGGAAAGGCCUGGUUAUGCGAAAGGUCUGGAUGAAGAGCAGUUCGAGGAGGCGCAGGGUGUGUUGUCGACGUGGACUUGGAGAGCAUGUACUCGUGCGCGAGUGUACGACGCGUAUGACUUGUGUCUCUUCCUUCCGCCACCGUCGACAAAGGCUGCGGAGAAAGCACGAGAUGUGUCGACUGAGAAGUCAGCACGGAGAGCUGGUGGAGUGAUGGAUGAAAGUGAGGAAGAUGCAGUGCUUGAUCGCGUUCUGGCUGCGGCUGGGUUACCGAAGGCUCCACCUCCUGCUCGACGAGGCAUGUUGCGUGGCGAGUUGUUCAAUACGCCGCCAGAGUUGAGGAGAGAGUUGUCGGAGGAGGCGGUUGUUCAGGAGAUCACUAUUAGCUCACCGAAGCCACCUGGAACGAGGGAGGGAUCGAGUAGGUCGAGUCGGGAACGUCCGCCGUCAAACAUGAAGCCUUAUCCGUUUACGACGUAUCCGGCUCGUCAAGGUUCACAAGACAUGGGAACGCCUUCUCAAGUGAAGAUUCCGUUCCCGCCGAGUCCGAGAACGAGUAAGCACAGUGAUAGGGAGGGGAGUGGACAUGAAGCAGAGGAGGAAGGAGAGGAGGAAGAGGAAGACGUUGAAGAAGAAGGGGAGGAAGAUAUUGAAGUUGGAGAAGGAUACGAUGAGUUUGGGUUGAACGUUGAGGAGCCAUCAUCUGGACGUAACUCUGCAUCGAUGAGUAGUCUUGGACAGCAGAUUCCGAGUCGGUUCCCCUUCCAGUUCAGGCAUAUUUCACGUCGCUCAAGAGGAGGAAGGUCGUCCGUUGGAACCCAGCAGUCGCGGAGCAACUCGAAUAAAACGAGCUCGGCAUCGUAUGGUGCCAGUCAUGCGUCGAGAACAAUUAGCUCGUCCGAUAGGCGACAAAGUCAGGUUUCGGAUAGCCCUUGGAGUCAGAGUCAAAGAAGUCCUGAGGCAAGUGCGGCUCAAUCACCAGUUAGUCCUCACGAAGGCGCGACGUCAAGUUCGAGCUAUGGUUCUCCUAUCAGUGGUCAUCUCGGAGGCCAGAGUGUUAUCCCGAUGCCACCCCGCACUGCGCGUAAAACGAGGCAACAGCGGGCAAGUCUGCCAACCCUGCCUGUAUCGGCGAUUCCGGCCGGAUUUUCCGGCGCCCGUGAUCGUUCAAGGACAUUGAGCGGAGGUACUCAGGCUUCUUCGGGUCUCAACCUCACCCCACAUCCUCAGUAUGAGAGCAGCGGCGGAGAAGAGUCCGAACACGAGCAAGGCACCUCGCGUGAGUUCGGCAUGCUGACAGACCCUGAAGCAGACGGUAGCCAGGAGGAAGCUGAAAGGGAAGACAGUGUCGGUCUUCUCUCGGGUGGCCCUUCGCCGCGAUCUUCGCUCGGGAUGCUAAGAAGCCGGAGUAACCUUUCAUUAACGAACUUGAACCUUGGAAUCCCGCACUCGAGGAGAAGCAGGCACAGCUCGGCGUCUUCUGUCAGUCAUAGUCAUAGCCGGAGCAGUCGAGGUUCGAGGUCUGUCUCGUUUACCGGAUCGGGUUCGCAGGGUGCGUCGGCGCGUUCGAGGAGUAUUUCGACGCAGGCACGUUCGCGUGCGCAGUCUUUGGUACAGGGAACCGUUGGUGCGGCCAGUCAUUCGAAUGGCGAGUUCGCUUGCGAGACUGUCGGAAGUGCCCUCUGUGCAUCGUCGGUCGAGCGAAUCGCAAACGCGUUCCGAGUCGUUCUCGGGAUCGGGAGGUUCGAACGCGAUCUCGCCAUCCCAGCAUCGCGAGGAUCGGGAUCGGGAAGGCAAGGAUCGUCACCGCGUGAACUGUCGCCACACUCGAGGCGAAUGUCACGGCAGGAGGCGACGAUAGUGCCUGAGACUGCACGAGAAUUGCAAUCUCAGGUUUCUGGUGUUGCGCCCACCGAACAGUCGCAACAAACGACCGCUCCGGCUUCUUCAUCUCUUCCGAUCCCGGAGACGAACGGUAUUUCGAGACCCUCGCAAGGUGGAGCUGGAGCACCAUCUUUAAUUAGCUCGGCAGACGACACAUUAAUCGCACAUCCGACGUCGCAGGAAGAAGGCUCGUCUGACACUGCUGUAUGA
Messenger RNA from Fomitiporia mediterranea MF3/22, 4074 nucleotides. RefSeq lists its product as uncharacterized. NCBI's taxonomy places the organism in Eukaryota, Fungi, Basidiomycota, Agaricomycetes, Hymenochaetales, Hymenochaetaceae. The record is from RefSeq and is a predicted model, not a curated record. The transcript has 5 exons. The coding region runs from base 1 to 4074 and encodes 1357 amino acids.